AUGUUUGUUCAUAUAUUCUCCUUCCUGUUUGGUGUAUUUGCAGUGAUCAUCUGUGCAAUAUACCUAUUCAUUCGUCUACUAGAGAUUCUAGAUGAUAAGACAGAGAAGGAGUAUAAACAGAUAUUGGCUGAUGCAAUAAAGAAGCAAAGUGAUAGAAGAACAGAUACAUCUAGGUUCAAUGCUGAGAAGAAGGGAAGGAUAUUCAUCAAGUCACCAGAUGCCUCAGAGACACAAGAAUGGUAUCAAUGUGUUCUAAAGACAAACAUGUUGUUCUUGUUUAAGAAUAGUGAUGAAUCAUCUGCAGCAGGCGUUAUAUGCUUCGAUGGAUGUACGAUCAGUGUUAUAAGGAACAAGACAUCAAAGUUCCACAAGAAGAAUGGUAUUAUUGUUACGAAUAAUGAGAGACUGUUGAUGUUCCACUCAAAGACAUUACACUUUUACUUUGAGAAUGGCAAGGAGCUGGAGACUUGGUUCUGGUUCCUCAAGGAGGCCGCCGCACUGACAAUCAAGAAGACGGCCGACGAGGACGCCUACAUGAAGCUGUGCCAGAAAUUCUUUGUAGAUCUGCCCAUUCGUGCACAUGUACCAAAGUAUCACAUUCAGUCCACGGGCAACAUGGGAGCGCCGCCCAUCACACCAGCAACCAGCACGCCAACAACUGGACAUCGCCGCUAUCCCUCCAGUGGCUCAUCGACUGCCUCCUCACCAAAGCUCUCACUCUCUCCAACCGAUUCACUGACACCAGCAUUGGAGGAGUCGAUUGUCAAGGAGAGGAAGUCACAUUCAUCGUUUGUGCCAUCGUCCAGUUCAUCAUCAUCAUCUUCUUCUUCACAGCCAUCAGUCUACUCAUCGACUAUUAUCACUGGCAACAACAACAACAAUAGUUCAUCGUCAUCAUCAAAUGGAAUGGCCGGUGGCAUGCUCGAAACACCAGAUCUAAACAGUACAGUGAUCAAGUAUGAUUGGUUCAAUGUACUUCUUGGACGCAUAUUCUUCAACAUGUACAAUUCAGAAAUGCUUCUCUCUCUAUUCGCAUCCAAGAUCACAAAGAAGCUGGACAAGAUCAAGAAGCCAUCAAUCCUUAAAAGCAUCACUCUCAAGAACAUCCACUUGGGACCCAACCUUCCCAUCCUUCAGAACUCCAACCUCUUGUUCGUUACACCAAAGGGUGAAGUUAGUGUCGACUUUGAUUUAGUAUAUCAUGGAGGAUUCACAUUGACUAUUAUGAUCGAGGUAUCAUUCUCAAUCAGGGGCAGAUCUAUGACCAUUCCUUUGGUGAUCUCAGUGUUGAUCAAAUCACUGCAGGGUAGGGUCAAUCUUCAACUGCUUCCACCACCAUCAAAGAGAUUCUGGGUCGGAUUCUACACGGAGCCUCAGUGUGAGUUGGAAGUGGACACGUCGAUCGGGCCAUCAAGGUCAAGCUACUUCAAUCUGCCCAAGAUUGCCAAGAUCAUCAUUAACAAGCUGAAGGCAGAGGUGUUUGAAAUGAUGGUGUUACCAAGUGCCGAGGACUUCCCAUUACCUGGUAGCAAGAAGAAGAAGGUCGAUGCUGUCGACCUUGCCACAACAACAUCAGCUACUGCGACCACUAACAACACAACUGCAGUCCAAGCGAACCCACAGACAGCCACUCAAUUCGCUGUUGGAAGUCCUAUAGACAGAUCAUCAGAGGCCAACCAUACUCCUCAGUUUAUUUAA
Messenger RNA from Acytostelium subglobosum LB1, 1698 nucleotides. RefSeq lists its product as hypothetical. The coding region runs from base 1 to 1698 and encodes 565 amino acids. The transcript is spliced from 6 exons. The record is from RefSeq and is a predicted model, not a curated record. Lineage: Eukaryota; Evosea; Eumycetozoa; Acytosteliales; Acytosteliaceae. Gene Ontology annotation, cellular component: endoplasmic reticulum. Gene Ontology annotation, molecular function: lipid binding.